This is a messenger RNA of Anarrhichthys ocellatus (wolf-eel), 2570 nucleotides long. Its product is annotated as phosphatidylinositol 4,5-bisphosphate 3-kinase catalytic subunit beta isoform-like. The transcript is spliced from 17 exons. Gene Ontology annotation, molecular function: 1-phosphatidylinositol-4-phosphate 3-kinase activity; 1-phosphatidylinositol-3-kinase activity. The record is from RefSeq and is a predicted model, not a curated record. Gene Ontology annotation, biological process: phosphatidylinositol-3-phosphate biosynthetic process; phosphatidylinositol 3-kinase/protein kinase B signal transduction; cell migration. Bases 374 to 2416 code for a protein of 680 amino acids. Gene Ontology annotation, cellular component: phosphatidylinositol 3-kinase complex; cytoplasm; plasma membrane. Lineage: Eukaryota; Metazoa; Chordata; Actinopteri; Perciformes; Anarhichadidae.
UGUGUGUGUGGACAUCUGUGUGCAGGGAACUGGUGGGUGUGAAGAAGGACUGUGUUGUGGAGUACAUAUUUUCGCACUGCAUUAUGCAAAUACUGCUCACUCAUUGCAAGUGUGGCUUUCUCUUCUCUCCUUCCCUCUGCAGCAAGUACAGACGUGUGUGUGGGACGUGUCCAGCUCGUUUAAGAUAGUCCUGGUGAACGGCAGCAAGGUGAACGCGGAGGAGACUGCCAAGGUCCAGGUGAGGGCGGGGCUCUUCCACGGCACUGAGCUGCUCUGCAAGCCGGCGGUGAGCAGCGAGAGCAGCGGCCGCUCGGACCACACGUGGAAGGACAGCACGCUGGAGUUUGACCUCUCCGUCUGUGACCUGCCACGCAUGACCCGCCUCUGCUUCGCCAUCUACGCCGUCAUGGAUAAGGUCAAGAAGCAGAAGUCCACCAAGAAUGCCCACAUAAACAAGUACCAGACCAUCCGCAAAGCGGGGAAAGUGCACUACCCUAUAGCUUGGGUCAACACUAUGGUGUUUGACUACAAAGGCCACCUGAAGACCGGAGACAUCAUCCUGCACUGCUGGUCGUCCUUUCCUGACGAACUUGAAGAGAUGCUGAACCCCAUAGGGACCAUUCAGACCAACCCGUACACCGAGAACGCUACAGCGCUGCACAUCCACUUCCCAGAGUACUCGUCACACUCCAUCGUCUUCCCUCCCUUUGACAAGAUAUUGGAAAAAGCUGCAGACAUCGCCGGAGCAAGUGACUGCGGGACUAUGGGUCGCGGGGGGAAGAAGUUCCACAUAGAGCUGAAGGAGAUCAUGGAGCGCGACCCGCUCUCUCAGCUGUGUGAAAACGAGAAGGAUUUGAUUUGGACACUACGCUACGACUGCAGAGAGAACUUUCCUCAGUCGCUGCCCAAGCUGCUGCUUUCCGUCAAGUGGAGCAAACACGAGGACAUGGCCCAGCUCCAGGCACUGCUUCAGAUCUGGCCCAAACUGAGUCCCAGAGACGCUCUGGAGCUUCUGGACUUUAACUACCCUGACCAGUAUGUCAGAGAGUAUGCAGUGGGCUGUCUGCGAGAUAUGAGUGAGGAGGAGCUGUCUCAGUACUUGCUACAGUUGGUGCAGGUGUUGCGCUACGAGCCCUACUACGACUGCGCCCUCACCCACUUCCUGCUGGAACGUGCCCAGGGCAACCGCAAGAUAGGACACUUCCUCUUCUGGCACCUGCGGUCGGAGAUCCACAUGCCGGCUGUUUCUGUCCAGUUUGCCCUCAUCCUGGAGGCCUACUGUAGAGGCAGCAUCCCUCAUAUUGAGGUUCUAAAGAAACAGGUGGACGCCCUGAGUAAGCUAAAGUCGGUGAACGAGCUCAUCAAGCUGGGAACCAUCAAGAACGCUCGGAGUAAGACCAAGGAGGCCAUGUUGACCAAGGAGGCCAUGAUGACUUGUCUGAGGCAGAGCGGCUACUCAGAGACUCUGUCGGACCUUCACUCCCCUCUGGACCCCAACAUCCUGCUGUCCGGCAUCAAUGUGGAGAGGUGUCGGUACAUGGACUCCAAGAUGAAGCCACUCUGGAUUGUUUACAACAACAAGCUGCUGGGGGGAGACACCCUGGGAAUCAUCUUCAAGAAUGGCGAUGAUCUAAGGCAAGACAUGUUGACCCUCCAGAUUUUGAAGUUAAUGGAUCUGUUAUGGAAGGAGGCUAAUCUGGACCUCAGAAUCGUACCGUACGGUUGCCUAGCAACAGGUGACCGCGCGGGGCUGAUCGAGGUGGUCUCGUCGGCCGACACGAUUGCCAACAUCCAGCUGACCAGCAGCAACGUGGCAGCAGCGGCCGCCUUCAACAAGGAUGCCUUGCUCAACUGGCUCAAAGAGAGGAACUCUGGUGAUGCUCUCGAGCGGGCCAUCGAGGAGUUCACUCUGUCGUGUGCAGGCUACUGUGUAGCCACCUACGUCCUGGGAAUCGGAGACCGCCACAGCGACAACAUCAUGGUCCGGAGCACCGGACAGCUCUUCCACAUCGACUUCGGUCACAUCCUGGGCAACUUCAAGUCCAAGUUCGGCAUCAAGAGGGAGCGAGUGCCAUUUAUCCUCACACACGACUUCAUCCACGUCAUACAGCAGGGCAAGACGGGAUACACAGAGAAAUUUGGCAGUUUCCGUCAGUACUGUGAGGAAGCCUAUCUGGUCUUGAGGAAGAACGGGAACCUCUUCAUCACCCUGUUUGCCCUCAUGCUGACCGCGGGACUGCCUGAGCUCACCUCAGUCAAAGACAUCCAGUACUUAAAGGACUCUCUGGCUCUGGGUAAAACAGACGAGGAGGCCCUGAAGCAGUUCCGCCAGAAGUUCGACGAGGCCCUGAGGGAGAGCUGGACGACCAAAGUCAACUGGAUGGCCCACAACGUGGCCAAAGACAACCGCUCCUAGAGCAGCUUGAGGUCCCUCAGAAAGGUCACAGGGGCCAAGAGGACACAGUGAAGGAGUGUGCGGUAUGGAGGAAAAGGUGUGCAAAGGAGACGGGGUGACGGCCGCCCUCAUCUAAAGAAGGGAAUCUAGCAGAAUACACCAAACACGAGCAGAU